AUGAGCGCCGUGGACGAACUCAAACUACUCAAGACCCAGGUCCAGGACGUCGCGCGCGUUUGCAACGCUGUCGCUCGCGGCGAUUUGUCUCAGAAGAUCACCGUGCCGGUGCAGGGUGUGGUUAUGAUCCAGCUCAAAGACGUCAUCAACGCUAUGGUCGACAAACUUGGUCAAUUCGCAAAGGAAGUCACUCGGGUCAGUCAGGAAGUCGGAACGGAAGGCAAAUUGGGCGGUCAGGCACUGGUACUCGACGUCGAAGGCACAUGGCGGGAACUCACGGGCGUUGUCAACAAAUUGGCGGCAAACUUGACGAACCAGGUACGGUCAAUCGCAAAGGUCACGAAAGCUGUCGCAUUGGGAGAUUUGUCGAAACAAAUCGAAGUCGACGCACGCGGAGAAAUACUGGAACUAAAGAAUACAGUCAACGGAAUGGUCGUCAGACUAAGAGCGUUAGCGGCAGAAGUCACACGGGUCACUAUGGAAGUCGGUUCUAAAGGUCAAUUGGGAGGUCAAGCGCACGUACCGGACGUCGAGGGAGUAUGGUUAGAGUUGACUCGAAACGUCAAUCGAAUGUGUUCAAGUUUGACAGAUCAAGUGCGGUCCAUCGCCAAAGUCACAACUGCUGUCGCUCGCGGAGACUUGACGCAGAAGAUCGACAUAGAGGUCGAGGGCGAGAUGCUCACCUUGAAACGGACGGUCAACUCCAUGGUGGACCAGUUGAGCGCCUUCGCAUCCGAGGUCACACGUGUCGCAUUGGAGGUCGGAACGCAGGGUAUCUUGGGAGGCCAGGCGCGAGUCGAGGGCGUGCAGGGUACCUGGGCCGACUUGACCAGGAACGUCAACAAAAUGGCCACCAAUUUGACGGAUCAAGUGCGGUCUAUCUCCGAGGUCACCAAGGCCGUCGCGAACGGAGACUUGAGCCGGACCGUCAACGUCGACGUGCAGGGUGAGAUGCUGGACCUUAAGACGACCGUCAACCAGAUGGUGGCCCGUCUCUCCACUCUUGCUAGCGAAGUCACACGUGUAUCCUUGGAGGUCGGAACCGAGGGUAUCAUGGGUGGCCAAGCCUCCGUCCCGGAUGUCCAAGGGGUCUGGAAGGGCUUGACGGACAAUGUCAACUUGAUGGCCAUGAACUUGACGAACCAGGUGCGAUCGAUCGCGGAGGUGACGAAGGCCGUCGCUGGCGGUGACUUGACCAAGCGCAUCACCGUCGACGUCCGCGGAGAGAUGCUGGACUUGAAGGAGACCGUCAACGGCAUGACGGAGAGUUUGAGCCUGUUCGCCGACGAGGUGACGCGUGUCGCGAAGGAAGUCGGAACGGAAGGUCUGUUGGGCGGCCAGGCGCAGGUUAACAACGUCGGCGGUACCUGGAAGGACUUGACGGACAAUGUCAACGUGAUGGCGUCCAACCGUGCGGUAGCGAAGGGCGAUUUGACGCAGAAGGUCACCGGCGUCCCGGUCUCUGGAGAGAUCCUCGAUCUCGUCAACACGAUCAACAGCAUGAUUGACCAGUUGGCCAUCUUCGCUGCCGAGGUGAAGAAGGUCGCGCGCGAAGUCGGUACCGAAGGAAAGCUCGGGGGCCAGGCCGAGGUCGGCAACGUCGAGGGUAUUUGGCAGGAAAUCACCAUGUCCGUGAACACGAUGGCAAGCAAUUUGACGACACAAGUCAGAGGUUUCGCGCAGAUCUCAGCGGCAGCCAUGGACGGUGACUUCAGUCGAUUCAUCACGGUCGAGGCAAGCGGAGAGAUGGACUCGUUGAAGACCCAGAUCAACCAGAUGGUGUCCAACUUGCGCGACAGUAUCCAGAAGAACACCGCGGCGAGGGAGGCUGCCGAGUUGGCCAACCGUAGCAAGUCGGAGUUCUUGGCGAACAUGUCUCACGAGAUCAGGACGCCGAUGAACGGUAUCAUCGGUAUGACGGAGCUCACGCUCGACAGCGACCUGAACAGGUCGCAGCGCGAGAACCUGCUCUUAGUCCACAGCUUGGCCCGCUCCUUAUUAUUGAUCAUCGACGACAUCUUGGAUAUCUCGAAGAUCGAAGCUGGACGGAUGACGAUGGAACAGGUGUCCUACUCCAUCCGACAGACCGUCUUCGGUAUUCUCAAGACGUUAGUCGUGCGGGCCUCUCAGAACCAGCUCGACCUCACCUACGACGUCGAUCCCGAUAUUCCCGAUCAGCUCAUCGGUGACUCGCUGCGCCUGCGCCAGGUUAUCACCAACUUGGUCGGCAAUGCCAUCAAGUUCACUCCAUCGAAGGUCUCCCGCAAGGGUCACGUCGCCCUCAGCUGUCGACUACUAGCGAAGGACGACAUGCACGUCACUCUGGAGUUCUGCGUAUCCGACACGGGUAUCGGUAUCGCCAAGGACAAGCUCACCAUGAUCUUCGACACCUUCUGUCAGGCAGACGGCUCCACAACUAGGGAGUACGGUGGUACUGGUCUCGGGUUAUCCAUCUCGAAGCGUCUCGUCACGCUCAUGAUGGGUAAUAUGUGGGUCGAGUCCGAAGUCGCGAACGGGUCCAAGUUCUUCUUCACCAUCACCUCGCAAAUCAGCCCGCUGUCGAUGGAGGCGACGCUCACGAAGAUGUCGCCGUUCCAGAAGCGUAGCAUUCUGUUCGUGGAUACCCUCUUCGACCGCACCGGCGUCGUGCAGCGCGUCCUCGAGCUCGGCUUGAGGCCGUAUGUCGUGCACAGCGUCGCGGAGGUCGCGGACAAGACGACAUGCCCACACAUAGAUACCAUCGUCGUGGACUCUCUGCUCGUCACCGAGAGUCUGCGCGAGCAUGAGCACUUGCGUUAUAUACCCAUUGUCUUGUUGUCCCCCGAAUCGAGCCCCCGUCUGAACCGUGAGUGGCUUACGUUCGCGCAUCAAAUCCAGAUGUUGAACAGUGCUACAGUCAAAUGGUGUCUCGACAACGGUAUCUCCUCUCAAAUCACCACCCCCGUGUCCGAGCAGGACCUCGCGUCUGCGCUCAUAUCCGCUCUCGAGUCGAACACCGUCACGCCAGUCGUGGCGGAGAACGACGUGCCGUACGACAUCCUGAUCGCCGAGGACAACCUGGUCAACCAGAAGCUCGCGGUGAAGAUCCUCGAGAAGUACGGUCACCAGGUCGAGAUCGCCGAGAACGGCCAGCUGGCGGUCGAUGCGUUCAAGGCACGAGUCCAGAGGAAUAGGCCGUUCGAUGUCAUCCUCAUGGAUGUGUCUAUGCCGUUCAUGGGUGGUAUGGAGGCCACGGAGCUCAUUCGCACGUACGAGCAGACUCACGGUCUAGAGCCCACACCCAUCAUCGCACUAACGGCGCACGCAAUGAUCGGUGAUCGUGAGCGCUGCUUGCAAGCAGGCAUGGACGACCACAUCACGAAGCCACUGCGUCGCAGCGAUCUCAUGAACUCCAUCAACAAGCUCGCGGGCGAGAGGAAGAUGGCGUUGGCGCGGAACCGGGUGCAGCACCGCUCGUCGUUCCCCAUGCAGGCCCUCCUGCGCGAGUUCCGAUGA
Molecule: messenger RNA, 3495 nt
Organism: Trametes versicolor FP-101664 SS1
Lineage: Eukaryota; Fungi; Basidiomycota; Agaricomycetes; Polyporales; Polyporaceae
Product: histidine kinase
Exons: 17
Coding region: 1-3495 (1164 amino acids)
Biological process (GO): phosphorylation; cellular hyperosmotic response; phosphorelay signal transduction system
Cellular component (GO): membrane
Molecular function (GO): phosphorelay sensor kinase activity
Source: RefSeq, a predicted model, not a curated record